UACCCAACAUGCGCUUACUCGCGACUGAUGCAAUCGCUGCGCUCUGAGCCGCCAUGGCGACUGACCGCUUGCUUGAGCACGUGCCCCUUUGGGCACAGCGCAGCAGCUCAGAGCUGGCGCUGGCACGGAGGCAGUGCAUGGAGCUGGCUUUGCGCCUGGCCGAAGCGGCCGAAGGCGACGAUGUCAUAAACUUCAUGGUGCAGUUCGGCCUAAGCACUUGCAUAGAUGCCCGUGCUGCAGUGACGCUCUUCCAGAUGCUGCGGGAAGCUGCACGCAAAGGUGGGCAACGCUUCACUGUGGAGGAUGUGGAUGCCAGCGAGCAUGCUUGCCUUGCUGCGCUGGCCGACCGAAAGCUCCGGAGCCGAACGAGGCAAGCUGCAAGCUCCGAUGAAGGCGAGCUCUCAGAAGACGAGCUGUCCGGAGAGGAGGCCCCAGAUGUGGAGCCCCGGCUGCGCGUGACACCUGAGCUGCUGGCUGAUCUGGGUGCCGAGCUCACCGCAGAGGAGCUGGCCGCAGACCAGUACCCCUCGCACCUGUGGGCGGCAGAUUCACCGCACUUGGUGCCAGGAGGCUGCGGCUUCAACGCCAGGGCCGCACGCGUGAUGCGACGAGCAGGGUUGGGCUCCGAACAGGCAGGCAGCUGCCCCCUGCAGCCGCACCAGGAGGUCGUCCGCUUCCUGGUGCACCCCAAGGCUCCAGUGCAAAGGUUGCUGGUAGAUCAUCCGACGGGCUCUGGCAAGACCAGGGAGAUGAUCAGCAUUUUGGACAACUUCUUCUACGAUCCCCGCCCCAAGGUAGUCAUCUUCCCCAAGGCUGCAAUUUGUCGCAACUUCUACCUGGAACUGCUUCGCUGGCCCAGCCGCUACCGGGACUACUUCAGCUGCGAGCGACCACAAGCGGCUGCGCAGGCAUCUGGCAGGGAGCACUGGCACCACGCGCGGGCAGAAAUGUGGGACUUGACCAGGCUGCCUGAGUUGGAGGUCCGGCAGCUCUGCCAAGCUGCACGGGAGGUGCUGGAGAUGAAAGGCCAGUCCUUCCGAGGUCAGAUGCGGAAAUCCUUCAGAGCUGAGUUCCGGGCCCGGCACCCGGGAGAGCCCAUGCCCUUUGCGCCGCUUCGGGCCAUCAGCUAUGCCUCUGCUGGCGGCAGCUAUGCUGCACUGCGCCACGGUCAGCCCGUGUCAGCUGUCAUGAAAAUCGCUUGGCGGUUUUCGGAGAACGCCUUGGAUCACAAGAUCCUGGUGCUGGACGAGGCCCACCAGUUGCUGGGCCGCGGCCGCUACGCAGCGCAGCUGGCGGGGCUACGGCGGUGCCUGGAUGCUGCGCACACGGUGGUGGUGGGGUUCACUGGGACUCUGGCGCUGGACGAGCCGGAGGAAGGCCGGCAGCUGCUGGACAUAGUCAAAGGCAAAGCCGCCAGUGAUGAAGGAUUUCUAACCUCCUUCAAGUGCCGACCGCCGCAUCUUUUUGCAGAAGCACUGCCGCGGGGCGUACCCGAUGUGCUGAGCCCAGCAGUUCAAGAGCAGCUCGUGCAUUGCGUCCAGCUGGUGGGGGAAAGCUUAAACGUCUAUGACUUGAAGCGCGAGAAGGGCUUGCCUCAUCACCGGCUUGCCGCCUACUGCAACGUCAGCACAUUUGUGUCAAGCUUCCAUGACGGCAUCUCUGGCUCCAAGGAUCGAGUCCUAGCGUGUCCGGAGGAGACGUGCCCCAAGCUCUGGGCCGUGAGUUCUGCGGUGGCCAAGUCAUCGGCAAAGGCGCUGGUACUCACCGCCCGCGCCUGCGGGUUCCGAGUAGUGCUCGAGUUGCUGCGCCGCAAGGCCCGCGAGGCCGAGCCGCCCUUCCAGGUGGCAACCAUGAACGAGCUCUCCAGCUUCAACCACAUCUCCAACGCCCAGGGCAGCUGCUACCGCGUGCUGGUGGCCAAUGCUGCGGAGUGCUCUGAGGGCAUCAGCUUUUUGGCGGUUCGGCACGUGUACCUCACGGAAGUGCCCCGGUCCCAUGGCCGCUUCAUCCAGAUCUGCGGUAGGGCGCUGAGGAUGUUCGGGCACCACUGCCUGCCGCAGGCGGAGAGGUCUGUGACGUACCAUUUAUUCCUGGCCACGCUCCCUUCGUGGAUUUGCACGCCACUGGCUGCCUGGGCAUUCCGAGCUCAGCCACGUCGCGGGUACCGGGCUGGGCACAGCACGGAAGAGUGGGCCCGGGAGCUUUUCAGGAAGCUGCAGAAGCGCAAUGUUGCCACGCUGGAGGACCUGCAAGCGAGAAUCAGUGCGGUGAAAGCUGGACAUCCAGAGGAGGCUUUGUUCGCUUUUGCCCACGAGCUGGAGAACUCAAACGAGCGGUGCAGAACCGCGGCCCUGGUGCAGGCCCUGAAAAACCUGCAGAAUUUGGAGAAGGAAUCUUUGUCCACAGCCACUUGCGACCAGCAGGGGCUGCUCCAGCUGAUGAAAAGCGCCGAGCUGAGCCACUGCUCAGUGCGGCGGCACGCGCUGGACGCAGCGUGUGUCCAAACCGACCAGCUGGAUGGGGCGCUGACUGCAAGGCGCCGGUUGCGCUGCAAGACCCGGAUUUCGCUUCCUUCCGAGCGGCCUGCUGCCGGGCGCUUGCCAAGCCAGAUGGAUGCACCGCCAAUGCCAGGCGGCCGGGCCAAGCGGCCACGACAAAGCUGAGUUGCGCAUGUCCCUAGAGUUAGGAGUGCGGGCUCGGCAUGUACAGCACGGUGCCGUCCAGCAUGCCUUAGAAAGUCCUCAACCUGCCUCGGGUACUGUAAUUCAUGCUGUUUUGAGCGUUUUACAUCGGGGGGUCACCUGUCCAUGCACUUGCCGCUGCACGGAUCUUUGGUGAAUAGCAUUUAGCCAGAUGGCUUGGUCGCUCCGCCCAUAACGGGGGAACAAUGGGCAGCGC
This is a messenger RNA of Effrenium voratum, 2898 nucleotides long. The record is from the annotation of a GenBank genome assembly. NCBI's taxonomy places the organism in Eukaryota, Dinophyceae, Suessiales, Symbiodiniaceae.